AUGGAACCCUGCUUAUUUGCUCGCAAUUUCUGGGGAGAAAAGAACACAGGAUUCGAUGUACUGUAUCAAAAUUUGAAACUGAGUUACCGAUCAACCAGUGAAUUUGCCGAGUUUGUGCGAGAUAGUUCCUCAAUUGAGGACGCUUACUACAAGUCUUUGUUGAAGCUGGCCAAACAGACGGGGUCGUACAGCAACAACAGCGUCAGCAGUUUUAAACCAUGUUGGUCCAUUUUGCGCCAAUUGGUCGAGCAACUAGGACAAUUGCAUCUUGUCUUCGCACAGAGUCGACAAAGUCUUUCAAAGGAUGUUCAAAAGUACCUUGAGGAACAACAGAAACGCCACAAGUCCAUUCGAGAUGCUGAGGCUUCGACUCAGGAAGUCGUGCAUGCGUUCCAGGUUACGGCUGUCCAACUACACCGUGCAAAAGAAGUGUAUCAUUCCCGGUAUGCGGAAUACGAAAGAACAAUGCGGAGCGAAUCCAGCUCGACACGGGAACAGGAGAAAAUGGAAGCGAAGCUAAAGAAAGCCCAGGAUGAAUACAAAUAUUCCGUGGAGAAGUACAAUAAUUUGCGCAAUCAAUUUGUCAGCAAAAUGGCUGCAUCGUGUGCACAAUUUCAGGAAGUAGAGGUGGCUCAUUUGGAACAGAUGCGUGAGUUUAUGCAACGAUAUUCGUCCGUUUGGUCCGCAGCUCGAGAUACAAUGGACAAGUUGUGUGCCCAGUUCAACCAGGACUUGACCCAAAUGACAACAGCGAGAUUGUUGGAUAUGUUUGUGGCCGAACGCGGCACCGGCACCACAGAGCCCCGAAUAGUGCCGUUCGAGGACGCGGAAGUGGCCGCGGUAUUCUCAGCCAAUGCGGAUAAUGCGCCUGUUGCGGUUCGAGCAGUGGACAUGUUCAAUAACGAACAGCGUGCAUCUUCCGCACUUGCCGGUAAGUACCCAAGCACUUACGUCCCCUACCAAUCUACAGCUGUCGGUUCAGCUUCCAAAGAGAAUGGAAAUGCGAGCCAAAACAGUCUAACAGAUCUGAGCGCUGAUGCCGUUUCCGUGGCCAGUGGUUCGUUGGCCACAGUUCCUGCAUCCACAUCCGCUGGUGGACCAACGACAACAACAACAGCGGCAACAGCAACAACAACAACAAAACGUCGUGAGGGAUUUUUUCGACGCCGUCGUAAUUCGCUUACUCAAGAGCCCGGUUUGAGCACGUCAGAUUCGACUACCGUCGCUGAAUCCAUGCGUAUGGGGGCUUUGCAUCCGAUCGGUGGCAGUCUGAGCGCGUUCAAUGUGGUCGCCAAAAGAGGCAUCCGUCGUCUGGGCACACCAUUAUCCAACGGGAAAGAGAAAUUGACAAAUAAGCAAGACUCGAAAUCGGUCGUUUAUGCGUUUCGAUCUGCGGCAAAUUCGGUUAUCUUUGAAAUUCAGUUUCUGUACCAGUGGCUCACGAAAGAAACUGCCCAAGGACAUGAACGAUGCCCUUCGGCUCGACUGUUUUGGCCCACGUAUUUAGCUGCUUCUCAAUUUGACAUUUACAAUCUGAUCGGUGUGCCGAUGAGCUAUGUUUUGAGUAGGAAAAAGAUACCACCGUGCCACUAA
This is a messenger RNA of Echinostoma caproni, 1593 nucleotides long. The record is from the annotation of a GenBank genome assembly. NCBI's taxonomy places the organism in Eukaryota, Metazoa, Platyhelminthes, Trematoda, Plagiorchiida, Echinostomatidae.